This is a messenger RNA of Sphenostylis stenocarpa, 1656 nucleotides long. The record is from the annotation of a GenBank genome assembly. Lineage: Eukaryota; Viridiplantae; Streptophyta; Magnoliopsida; Fabales; Fabaceae.
AUGUUGAUUCCGUUUGAAUGGCUUCAUUCCGAACUCAGCAACAUUUGUAGGUCGCUCUUGAGGGUGAAGCAGUUACACGCAUUCCUUUUGAAGACCCAUCUCUCAGAAGACCCUUUUUACGCUACAAAAAUUGUCAGGCUGUAUGCAAUCAACAGCGACAUCAACUCUGCCCAUAAUGUAUUCGACAAAACUUCCAACCGAAGUGUCUACCUUUGGAAUUCCAUGAUUCGAGCUUUCGCACAGUCCCAAAGAUUUUUCAAUGCAAUCUCUAUGUUUAGAACCAUGCUUGGGGCUGACAUUAGCCCUGAUGGUCACACUUAUGCUUGUGUUAUACGUGCUUGUGCUGACAACUUUGAUUUUAGUAUGCUAAGGCGUGUUCAUGGAGGUGUUGUGGCUGCAGGGUUAGGACUGGACCCUGUUUGUUGCAGUGCACUUGUGACUGCUUAUUCAAAACUUGACCUUGUUCAUGAAGCGCGUAGAGUGUUCAAUGGGGUCACUGAACCAGAUUUAGUUUUAUGGAAUUCGUUGAUUUUUGGUUAUGGGGGCUCUGGUUUGUGGGAUUUGGGGAUACAGAUGUUUAGUGCGAUGAGACUUGUUGGGAAGAAGCCCGAUGAAUAUACCUUGGCUGGGUUGCUGAUGGGUAUUGCGGAUUCUGGGGUGCUGAGCAUUGGCCAAGGAUUACAUUGUUUAAGUCAAAAGAGUGGGCUUGAUUCUGAUUCUCAUGUUGGUAGUUUGCUGGUGAGUAUGUACUCGAGAUUUAAGUGCGUGGCUUCGGCAUAUAGAGUUUUCUGCAGUAUUUUGAAUCCUGAUUUGGUCACAUGGUCUGCUCUUAUAGUGGGGUAUUCUCAGUCUGGGGAGUAUGAGAUGUCGUUGCGCCUUUUUUGGAAAUUAAACAGGGAAGACAGGAAGCCAGAUUCUGUUUUGGUCGCCAGUGUAUUAGCUUCUAUUGCUCAGAUGGCAAAUGUAGGACUUGGAUGCGAGGUACAUGGUUUUGCUCUUCGGCAUGGAUUGGAACUAGAUGUCAGGGUAUCAUCUGCUCUUAUAGAUAUGUACUCAAAGUGUGGCUUCUUGCAGUUGGGAAUUUGUGUUUUCAGGAUAAUGCAAGAACGGAAUAUUGUUUCUUAUAAUUCUGUAAUUUUGGGUUUUGGCUUGCAUGGAUAUGCUUCCGAGGCUUUUAGGAUGUUUAAUAAGAUGCUGGAGAAAGGAUUGGUACCUGAUGAAGCCACAUUCUCUUCUCUCUUAUCUGCCUGUUGUCAUGCUGGCCUUGUCAAAGAUGGCAAGGAGAUUUUCCGGAGAAUGAAAGAGGAAUUUAACAUCAGAGCUAGGCCUGAACACUAUGUUUCCAUGGUGAAGCUCCUUGGAAGUUCUGGGGAGUUGGAAGAGGCUUACAGUCUGAUCCGGUCCUUACCAGAACCUGUAGAUAAGGCUAUUCUUGGAGCCUUAUUAUCCUGCUGUAAUUCUUGUGGAAAUUCUGAGCUGGCAGAAGCUGUUGCACAACAGCUCUUUGCAAGUAAUCCUGCUGAUAAUGUUUACAGGGUUAUGCUUUCAAAUAUAUAUGCCGGUGAUGGGAGGUGGAAUGAUGUUAAGAAUUUGAGGGAUAAAAUGACAGGAGGCCUGAGAAAAAUGCCCGGACUAAGCUGGAUUGAAAGCAGUUAG